AUGUCCAGUGGACACAUCUCUGCUGCCGAGAACACCAUCGAUGGAUUCGAAGACAUCAGCCUCGAACAACGAUCGAUCACCACGACCACCGCCAACACUGCCGCCGCCUCCGCUGACACAUCCAAGCCACGAGUGCUGGUGGAAAAAGAGCGGAACGCCAUCAAUAUGAACGAUAUUAUGAUGGACGAGAUUCUCGGGGACGAUAAGCACGACGACGUGGACGCCGUUGUCGAGGACGCAAUAUCGAUAAGCACCAAUGUGAUCGAAGAAGUGGACGAGACGGAACUUUCCCGACUACGGCUGCAUCCGUCAUGUGAGGUGCUCCUUCCGGCGAAACCCUCGAGUAAGGAACGACUUCCUUCAGAGGAUGAAGAAGACAAUGCAGUUUUCUGUGAUGCUCGUGGUGACCGUGAUGAUCACGAUCGGGACCACAACGACCACGACGAUCGGGAAGAAAUAAGUGAGCAUGACAAUGUGGUUGUCAAAAAAGAAAACCUCCACCUUUCUGUGGAAAUGCCAUCGACAUCAAAAGAGAAUGAUGAAAAAGAGGAACGUCCAAAGAUGAUUGAGGGAGCGAGAAUCUGCAACCGUAGAGCACCGUUCGCGAGUCGAAAAGAGGUUGAAAGUGGGAGAAAUAGUCCAAAAUUGGACAAAUCAUCAGAGACUUUGCACACUCUGAAAAGCUCAGCUAGUCCAAGUGUGAUUCAAAUAGUGCCAAAGGAAGACGCCGAGUCGGACAACGACGAAGAGAUCAUUAUAUCGGCCGAUGUGACGCCGACAGUACAAAAACCCUUUGAUCCGCCUCCGGUACCGGCGACAAAAUCGAUCAUGUACGCCGAUACGUCGUCAUCGGAAGAGGAGAGUGACGAUGAAGCGAGUCGAGAGGUCUUGCCUCCUGUUCAGCGAUCUCAACGAAUCAUGAAUAUUGAUCAAUUACGGACGGAUCAGCUCGUAAAUGGCCGCAUUGGCAGUGACUCGACGUUGAACGGCUCCAUCAGGAGACCACUGGACACUUCAAGCUCUUCGGACGACGAUGAUUAUAUUCGGGAGAUCAGCAGAAGCAGUUCCAAAGAGAUCAGCGGCGGCGCAGCUGUCACAAGGAUUGUCGUUCGAGAAAAUGGUCUACCAGAUGUGCUCUCAUCCGGUGGUGUGAAACUUAACGUGGAAACGAUCACUGAUGAAGAAUUUUCCGAGAAAUUGAUCUAA
Molecule: messenger RNA, 1206 nt
Organism: Ostertagia ostertagi
Lineage: Eukaryota; Metazoa; Nematoda; Chromadorea; Rhabditida; Trichostrongylidae
Source: the annotation of a GenBank genome assembly